CUAAAAUUAUCUCACGAGGCCGGCGCAGUUUCUCCCGCACGGAACUCUGGGUAGGAGAGUGAGUAACGUUCUAAGUUUUUCGCCGCCAUUUUCAUCCGCAUCGUUGAAGUAACAGGGAUUUUGGGGGACUUUACCCUACACAACGGAUCAAAUGCUACCAACAGUCUGCCUGGGAAGGUUCAGGAAAAUACCAUGGCAACGGAUGCUAACCCUGUGUAUAGCGGGUGCUGUGGUCUGUUUGCUUAUCAGAGGACACGAUUCCGUUGGCAAACAAUCUCCAAACACCUUCAGGUCUGUGUCACAGGAAGAAGUUAAGGCGCUGAAGAUCACGUCCGAAAGACCAGAGGUUGGCACUACGGUGAAUGCAAACGCCUCGAGUGAAAUAACCAUUCUGCCAACCACAUCCACGGCUGUUCUUCAUCAGAAGGCUGUUGCUAAAGAGUGGGCUUCAAAAAGGUUCCAUGCGAUGAGUUCUCCAAUACUGCGAUAUCUCAGCAUUGCACACAAUAAUGUUGAUGUUUGGGAUAAUUUACAUCAGUACAAAUUCUCAAUGAACUCCGACAACUGUAAGGGCUGGGCCUCCAUAGUGGUGAUAGUGCAUACUGCCCUGUACAACGUCAAGAAGCGACAGAAAAUCAGGAACACCACCAGUGUAUGUGACACUAAACAUGGAUCAGUAUUGACUGUUGUUUUCUUAGUGGGGCAAACUAACAAUGCUUCAUUACAGACAGAAGUCGCAAAAGAAUCACAGAAAUAUCAAGACAUGGUGCAAGGGAACUUCAUAGAUUCUUACCACAAUCUGACCCAUAAACACAUUAUGGGCUAUCAUUGGGUUCUCACUCACUGCAAAAAUGUAAAGUACGUCAUCAAAAUGGACGAUGAUGUCGUUUUACAUACUAAUAACGUGUUGAGGUACCUGUUGUCGAACCCUGUCUCUGAGGGGAAUAUCAUGUGCUUCGUUGUACCUGGGAGCAGAAAGAGUACAGCCGGAAAAUGGGCCGUUUCUGAAGUGGAGUAUCCAUUCGUCAGGUACCCUCCAUAUUGUGCAGGAUUUGCCUACAUGACAACACUGUCAGUUAUCAGGAAUCUACACGCAGCUUCAACUUACAUCAAGUCAAUAUGGAUUGAUGAUGCGUAUGCUACCGGAAUUCUAGCACUUGCAUCUAACACUAAACUGAUAAAGUUUCCCGAUGGACAAUACUUUAAUGGGUUGUCUAAACCACCCGAACGUUAUAAAACAGAAGGGAUGUUCGUUUUGUAUCGUGAUUAACUGGGAUACCUCUAAUCCAAGGAGAGUAAUGUACAGAAAAGGGCGUGUCGGUCUGCAGGUGGUAUUGCUAGCAUAAAGGACAGUUAUGUACAGGUUUGGGCGUGUGUGUCUGCAGGUGAUGCUGUGAGCAUAAGAGUUAUGUACACAAGGGGGUGUGUCGGUCUACAGGUGUUGCUGGCAUAAGAAGCGUUCUGUACACGAGGGGGCGUGUCAGUCUACCGGUUAUGUUGCUGGCAUACAUAUGGAGAGUUAUGUACACAAGGGGCGUGUCAGUCUACAUGUGAAGCUGCCAGGAUACAUCUUCCCGAGGCAAGGGAGUAAAGUAACUUUGAAAGUUCAGUUGCCAUCCUUGCCAAACUAGGCUGGAAUUAUGGAAUUAUAUUUUGGUUGGACUAACGAGUCUAUGCAUAGUCCAAUCAAAAUCAUGUAACGAUAUCGAAAUCCGGUUCAUAAACAACAUGGCUACUGCCGUCCCAAAUUCGUUCGAUUGCAGGAUGUGCAAAGACUGUCUGCCGUCAACUUGGCGUCGACACAUAUUUUCCAUGUUUGAAGUUAUGUUUGUGAUCAAGGUGCUCAAAUCGAAGAGAUCGUCAUGACUUGGCGCCGCCAAAUUGAUAUGAGAGGUUGAAUCUGAUUGGCCAGUCGGGGGGAAAGAGGAGGGCAUAACUGGUAAUAGCCACUGGUAACGGUACGAUACCAGUUAAGUCACUAAGUCCCUUUCGUCGGGAUGAUGGCUAGCAUAAGGAGAGUUAACGUAUUCGACGUAAGUAGCGCCCCGCACUAAAAAGCACCCUCGGCGAUAUUUGCUAAUGUAUUGGCUAGUGAACAAUCCCAAUUAGCACCUAGCACUCCUUCCGAUUGAUCAACGUACACAAGACUUAUUUAUUCGCGUAUAAUACGCACUCGUGUGUUAUAUGC
Messenger RNA from Haliotis rufescens (red abalone), 2188 nucleotides. Its product is annotated as beta-1,3-galactosyltransferase 1-like. Bases 152 to 1270 code for a protein of 372 amino acids. The transcript is spliced from 2 exons. Lineage: Eukaryota; Metazoa; Mollusca; Gastropoda; Lepetellida; Haliotidae. Gene Ontology annotation, cellular component: membrane. Gene Ontology annotation, molecular function: hexosyltransferase activity. The record is from RefSeq and is a predicted model, not a curated record.